AUGCUGGCGCGUCAGGUGAUUGCGCGCCAGAUUUAUUUUCGCUUGGUAACCAGUCGACGGUGCCUGCUGCGUCAGCCUGGCACAGCCCUGGGAGUCAGGUGGUCCCAGCCGAGCUGCGGCCUGGGCCCAAGGAUCAGCCGCGUUAUUUCGCAGCAAUCGGGGUGGCUGAGCCCAACGAAAGGCCCAGCCCUUGUCCGUGACUGUGACAAAUUUUGGCAAUCUGCAAGCGUGAUUCCUUGUGGUUUGCUGAUCUCCAUUCACGCCUUUAGACUGAAGCUCUUGGAAAUCACAAGGUUGCUGUUCUACCCUUCGGCCCAGAUAGUUGCUGGUUCGACGUUCUCUUUUGCACAUGAGAAAGCACGUCAUGUCAAGGCGGGAAAGCACAAAUUCCCACCAGCAGAGGCAGCAUCUGAGGGAUUGCGAGAUGACAGCAGCCAGGGAGGAGCUGUAGGAAGUCUUCAAGCAGCUGCAGACCGCAUUCUCUCGAAAUCCAGCAAACUCCCACGAGGUCAAACACAACCAGGGCCGAGCCGUUUGGAUCCGCAACCGGACGCGGCUGAGUUGGAUGAGGAUGCGACGGGCUACUUGUUUGCCCCUGAGUGCGAUGCAAGUGCAGUUGAUAUUGAUGCUCGGGUGUACCAAUUGGUUCGCACAGCAGCUGGUGGUUCUGGGCUAUCGCGUGUGGAUAUAAAGGAACUACUAUCCAUUCUCAUCGAAGUGGUGGCCAGCCCCGGACGUCUAACCAUUAGGUCUCUUGCAGAGUUCGAUAAGUGUGAGGAGGAGCAACUGGCAGGGGCGAACAUUGAACCGUUCGAGCAGGUGGAGUUAACGAAGGAAGGGGAUUUGAGGCCUGUGAUUCUCUGA
This is a messenger RNA of Closterium sp. Yama58-4, 864 nucleotides long. The record is from the annotation of a GenBank genome assembly. NCBI's taxonomy places the organism in Eukaryota, Viridiplantae, Streptophyta, Zygnematophyceae, Desmidiales, Closteriaceae.